Messenger RNA from Zerene cesonia (dogface butterfly), 1396 nucleotides. RefSeq names its product U2 small nuclear ribonucleoprotein auxiliary factor 35 kDa subunit-related protein 2. The coding region runs from base 181 to 1362 and encodes 393 amino acids. NCBI's taxonomy places the organism in Eukaryota, Metazoa, Arthropoda, Insecta, Lepidoptera, Pieridae. Gene Ontology annotation, biological process: mRNA splicing, via spliceosome. The record is from RefSeq and is a predicted model, not a curated record. The transcript has 8 exons. Gene Ontology annotation, cellular component: U2AF complex; spliceosomal complex. Gene Ontology annotation, molecular function: metal ion binding; pre-mRNA 3'-splice site binding.
AUGUUAUCUGUGAUAUAACGGAGUAACUAGUUCAUUAAUCUGUGAAUAUAACCACACAGUAAAUUAUAUAGUAUAUAUUUAUACAACGGUGGGAUACAAUAACAAACAAUUUGUUUUGAAAAAGUGCUAAUGAAGAAAAAAAAGAGAUAACUUCAUAAAAUUUAUUGAAAAACAACAAUCAUGGGCAGGCAUAAAGAGUGGAGAAAAAUUGCCAAACGUGAGAGGAGACGAAGAAUUCGCACAAGAAAAGCCAAGGAUAGAGAUCGAAAACUUGAUGUUACAUCAGAGGAAUAUAAACAGUGGAUAUUUGAGCAGGAAUUAUUGGAAAAGUUUGAACUACAACAAAUUGAAUUAAGUAAUAUGGAAGAAAAUGAAAAGUGGCUCAAAGCAGAAGAAAAAGCAAUCGAAAAAUAUAAUCGAAUUGCAUUGGAAAGAGAUAUACAACAGAGAAAAAAAAUUGAAAUGGAAAUUAUGCUACAAAAAGAACGGGAGCUAGAAAAGCAGCGCAAAGCUAAAGAGGAGGAAAUGUUAAAGGAAAUUGAAGAGAAACACAGGCUCAAACAAGAAAUGUUUAUUAAAAGUUUAGAAAAAUUUUUAGCAGGAGAUUCUUCUGUACCUCCUGUAGAAUUGUUAAUUUAUCGUGAAAGUCGACCAAAUUUGGAGCUCUGUCCAUUUUUCUUUAAGACUGCUUGCUGUCGUUUUGCUGAUGAAUGUUCAAGAAAUCAUCAGUAUCCUGGAAUUAGCACGACUUUAUUGGCAACCAACUUUUACGCACAUUUUGGCUUAGAAAAUGCUAUUGUAAAUGAAUAUGAUUCAGACGUUAUGUUGGAAUAUGAAGAUAGUGACACCUAUAAGCAUUUUAAGGAAUUCUUUUAUGAUGUUCUUCCAGAAUUUCAAAAGUAUGGUCAAGUUAUUCAAUUUAAGGUAUGUAAUAAUUUUGAACGACACCUCAGAGGAAAUACUUACAUAGAAUAUGCUGAUAUAAGAAGUGCGGUGCAAGCCUACCGUGCUUUACACGCUCGAUGGUAUGGAGGGAAACAAAUAUCAUUACAGUUCUGUAAUAUUUAUUCAUGGAAAAGAGCAAUCUGUGGACUUGAAAUAAGAAAACGAUGCCCUAAAGGAAAUGCCUGCAACUUUUUACAUGUUUUUACAAAUCCAGGGGGAUUGUAUAACGACAUUGAAUGUUAUCCAGAAAGAAGGAGGAAAUCACCAAAUCGUUCAUGGCGAUGGUCAGAAUCACCAGAAAAGGAGCCCCGUAGAAGAAAACGUUCAGAAUCGAGAGAGCGAGAGAGCCGACGUAAAGAUAUCGAAGAAGGAAGAAGACGCCGAUCGAAACAAAGAAGACGAUCUGAAAAGCUUUAGAAUAUUUUUGCAAUAAAUACAAAAAUAAAUCUUA